CAUGUUUCUCUAUUUAACACCUCCCCCUUUCAUUCUCCACUUCCAUUCACAACACAACACCCAUGGCUUCUUUCUCUUCUUUUUCGAUCCUCCUCCUCCUCCCAUUUCUCUCCUGCCUCCUACUUUCCCCGGCGGAACCCCGUCCCACCGCCAUCGACAAUCAACCCAACUCCCGGGAGGCAUUGGAAAUAAUCAUCGGUGGCGGCGGUGGGAACAAUCCCGACCCAAAUCCUCCAGAGACUCCAGAGUACCCACCUGACUGCCCUCCGCCGCCACCGCCACCAUGUCCGCCGCCGCCGCCGGAGUUCGAGAACGAGCGGCUGAAGAAGGCAUACUUCGUGAUACAGAGACUGAGGAGGAAAAUCACGAGCGGGAGGAUGGACGUGGUGAAGACAUGGACGGGGAAGGACGUUUGCCGGUACAAAGGGUUCCGAUGCGACCCUCUGCCGGUGGAGAAAGAGAGGAGCAUUUCUGCAGUGAGCUUUAAUGGGUUCAGAUUUGGAGGUCCGGAGCUGUUUCUUGAAGGAUUUAUGGACGAAUUGGAUGAUAUUGCGGUUUUUCAUGCCAAUUCUAAUUUCUUUCGUGGCCCAAUUCCGAAGAAAAUCAAUCGCCAGCGAUUCUUUUAUGAGAUGGAUCUAAGUAACAACAAGCUUCCAGGGGAGUUUCCGACAAACGCGUUGGGAGCGUCGGAGCUAACAUUUCUGGACCUUCGAUACAACAACUACUGUGGACCAAUUCCGGACCAAAUUUUCAACAUGGAUAUUAUCAGCGCCAUUUACAUUAACAACAACCAAUUCACUUCAAAUCUUCCAUACAAUUUAGGCAAAACUCCGGCGAAGUACUUGACAUUCGCCCACAACCAGUUUUCUGGACCCAUUCCCAGAAGCAUCGGAGAAGCCAAGAAGACAAUGGAAGAAAUUGUGUUCUUCAACAACCAAUUGGAAGGUUGUUUGCCGUUCGAGAUCGGUUUGUUGGAAAACGCCGUGUUGUUUGACGCCGGAAAGAACCUCCUCACCGGCCCCAUCCCGCUUUCCUUCGCUUGCUUGGCUAAGGCCGAGCUUCUCUAUUUGGCCGACAACCAAUUCUACGGUCCCGUGCCGGAAGAGAUCUGCAAGUUGCCUAAACUUGGUAACUUCACCUUGAGGAACAAUUUUUUCACUCAGGUGGGACCAACAUGCAAGAAACUAAUAAAGAAGAAGAUUCUAGACGUUUCAAACAACUGCAUUCCAGGACUCCCAAAGCAGAGAUCCAAAGAAGAAUGUAUAGAAUUUGCAUAUAGACCCAAAUACUGCGGGAACGACAUGUCGUUCACUUACCUACCUUGCAAAAACAAUUACUAUCUUCAUCCCCACGUCUCUAAACCUAACGAUAACGUAAACUACGUGUCGCCAAAGAAAACUUAUGCCGCUCUCACUCCCCCACCCCAAUAAUUAAAUCUCCUCCAAAACUUUAUAAUUUUCAUUUCAUUAAUAAAUUACUUUGUAUUGUACAGGCCGACUUUCUCAUAAGCAUAAACAAAUAAAUAACCUAUUAUUAUAGGCCAACUUGAUGCUCCACGGUCGUUGUUUAUGUUUUUUUUUUUUUUUCCCCUUCUUUUUUACAUAUAUAUUAUUAGGGUUUUUGUUUGUUUUUUCUUGUUAUUAUUUUUUUCUUUUUUCCCCAACCCCUUAUAGGGUAGGUUGAUUUUAGUUGACUUUUUAAGGAACUGUUGACGUGUUAUACUUAUGAAUCC
This is a messenger RNA of Benincasa hispida (wax gourd), 1732 nucleotides long. RefSeq lists its product as uncharacterized. NCBI's taxonomy places the organism in Eukaryota, Viridiplantae, Streptophyta, Magnoliopsida, Cucurbitales, Cucurbitaceae. Gene Ontology annotation, molecular function: protein binding. The record is from RefSeq and is a predicted model, not a curated record.